Molecule: messenger RNA, 2553 nt
Organism: Gryllus bimaculatus (two-spotted cricket)
Lineage: Eukaryota; Metazoa; Arthropoda; Insecta; Orthoptera; Gryllidae
Source: the annotation of a GenBank genome assembly
AUGAAGAGAAGAAGAGUAGAAGAAAGAAAAGUAGAAGUAGUAGUAGAAGAAGAAGUAGUAGUAGAAGAAGAAGUAGUAGUAGAAGAAGAAGUAGUAGUAGUAGUAGUAGUAGUAGUAGUAGUAGAAGAAGAAGUAGUAGUAGUAGUACAAGAAGAAGUAGUAGUAGUAGUACAAGAAGAAGUAGUAGUAGUAGUAGUAGUAGUAGUAGUAGAAGAAGAAGAAGUAGUAGUAGAAGAAGAAGAAGAAGUAGUAGUAGUAGAAGAAGAAGAAGUAGUAGUAGUAGUAGAAGAAGAAGUAGUAGUAGAAGAAGAAGAAGUAGUAGUAGAAGAAGAAGAAGUAUUGCGGAACUGCGUGAGGGUUGCUGUCGAAGCCUGCGGCAAAGCCGAGAACGACGAUACUAUUGCGUAUUCCCGCGGUGAAAUUGAAAGUGAAAGUGUCCUCAUUCAGGAAGCGUGUGGGCUGCUUGCUGGCUUCCUUCCUUCAUGUUCAGUCCAGCAUCAGUCUUUAAUUUCAUAUACUGCUCUGUUGAUGACUCGUCCAUACGAUGAAUCUUUGGCUGUUUUCAGUCAGAGGUUACAGCCACUUCAACAACUUAGGAAAGGAUCUAAUAUUCUUAGAGAAAGAUUCUCAGCUUUGCGACAAGCACGAACUCAUACCAAAGUACCAACAAAUCAAAGAGAAAUAUGCUAUGAGGCAGUUGGUUGCUUUCAAACAUCAAGAAAACACUCACCACUAAUGAAAGUUCCUCAAGCACCUCAUGAAAUUGAUACUAAGUUCUUACUAUACAAACGUGAAAACAUAGGUCCACCACAAACAAUUAAAUAUGGUGAUAAUAUGUUUUCUCUCAAGUCUUCAAAUUUUAGUAUUCACUCUCCAGUGAAAAUACUGAUUCAUGGAUACAAGGGAAGUGCAAGUGAUCAAGCAGCUUUGUGGGGAGUGUCUGAAUUUCUCAAAUUGAUGGAUGCAAAUAUUAUAUUUCUAGACUGGACAAAAGGUGCUGCUGGCCCAUCAUAUCCAGUGUCUGUUGCAAAUACAGAAUUAGUUGGACGACAGCUUGCACUUUUGUUGUUUGAUAUAUUGACUUUGGGGUCGCCUGAAGCCAAAAUUCAUAUUGUUGGCUUCAGUUUAGGAGCUCAUAUUGCAGCAUGUGCUAGCUACAUACUGCAAAAAAGAGGUGUUAAAGUUGGCAGAAUUACAGGUUUAGAUCCAGCAUCACCAAUUUAUAAAAGUACUAGAUUGUUGGAAGCACAUCGCAAGUUAGAUAAAGAUGAUGCCCAUUUUGUGGAUGUAAUUCACACAGAUGGUAGUCCUGUAUGGACAAAUGGUUUUGGCUUGCUUCAGCCAUUGGGUCAUGUUGAUUUUUACCCUAAUGGUGGAGAGGAACAGGCUGGAUGCAAUGAUGGCAGAGCUUCUUUAGUUGUAAGCCACUUUGAGGGAACUGUAAAUUCAAGUACAGUGUGCAGUCAUGUCCGGGCCUGGAGACUGUUUAUUGAAAGCCUUACAUACAGAGAUGGUGGAUGUCAAUUUACUGCAUAUCCUUGUCCUGGAGGACAAGAUAGAUAUCAUGAAGGCAGUUGCUUUCCAAAUACAGAUACAUGUAAGACAGAACAUGUCUGUGCUCAAAUGGGAAUUGAUGCAGACAAAUCGAAAGCAAGAGGACCUUUGUUUUUGGUGACACGAGAAACAAGUCCUUAUUGUGAUGUGAUUCAGGGUGGACGUGCUAUGUGGGGGCUAGCAGCUGCUGAAUUUGGAUCAAUUGACUUGAAGAAAAAAUCUAAUCUGACAGCAGUUUUGAGUUAUCAAUCACUGGUGUUUCAAUCACCUGAUAAAACAAAUAAUGAAGAAAUUUAUUAUAACUAUGUACCACUUUUCAUUGACAAAGUAACACUAUCUGAUAUUCAUGGAAAUAAUUGGUAUUAUUGUAAUAAGGAAACACUGUUAGAAGAAAACAUGUCUUCUUCCAGUGGCCUCACUAUAAUGCUAUCACCAAAAAUGUGCACUGUGUGAUAUCUGUUUACUGAAGAUGUUUUGUGUAGUUACCCUUGAAUGGUUACAACAAAAAUGUAUUUUAGAACUAUGAUAAAUGGGGUACUCUGUUACUCAUUAUAAAAAACUUUUUGCUCUUCAUUUAAGAUGACAUUGUUGUGGACAUUCCUAAAUUCCUUUUUUUAUUAAUUAUUUUAAUUUGGAAACUCUUUCAAAAAGAUUUUUUCAAAUAAUGUGUAAAACAAUCUUUAUUUUAUUAUUGUGCAAGAAUAUUUUGUGUUUGAAUUGAAGUUUUAAAAAAGUGGUUGACAAUAAAAUUUUUAGUAGUGAAUUUGCAUAUGGACAAAAAUGUUUAUUUAGUUAUGAAUGACAUUGGGGGUAUAUGAUGCAGUGGUGGAUGCAAGGGGGGCAUGGCUCCCUUCCCUAAAUGCCUAGUUUUCCUUUAUAACAUUCCUUUAUUUGGCAAAAUUGAUUUAAUUAUUUAUUUAUAUUAGAAUUAUGUAAAUUAUUUAAACAUAUUGUAUAGUAUCUCUCAUAUAUACCUGCAAAAAUAAUAUACAAUAUAAU